Molecule: messenger RNA, 1046 nt
Organism: Zea mays
Lineage: Eukaryota; Viridiplantae; Streptophyta; Magnoliopsida; Poales; Poaceae
Product: blue copper protein
Exons: 2
Coding region: 84-800 (238 amino acids)
Cellular component (GO): plasma membrane
Molecular function (GO): electron transfer activity
Source: RefSeq, a predicted model, not a curated record
GCCGGCCGUAUUUCCCCGCGUCUCUGCUUCAAUUCCCAUAGUGGAAGCACACUUGAUCAGCACACUACUACUGCUCGAGAGCAAUGGCUUCCUCCUUGGUUUCUCGAUUGCCUGUCGCAGUGUUGCUGCUGCUCGUGGCCUGCUCCUCCACGGCAGCCGCCACCAGCUACACCGUCGGCGACGGGUCCGGCUGGACGUCCGGUGUCGACUACACAUCUUGGGCCGCCUCCAAAGACUUCAAAGUCGGGGACAAUCUCGUGUUCAACUACGCGAAGGGGCUGCACACGGUGGUGGAGGUGAGCGCGGGAGAGUACAUGGCGUGCACGGCCGCCAACCCGCUGGGCUCCGAGUCCGACAGCAGCGGCGCGACCACCGUGGCCCUCAAGGCGCCAGGCACCCACUACUACGUGUGUAGUAUCGCCGGGCACUGCGGCGCCGGGAUGAAGCUCGCCGUGGCCGUGACCGUCGGCGGCUCCAACUCCAACUCCCCUGGCGCCACGCCGGACGACCCAACGACCCCGCGGACGUCCCCGACCCCUACCGCGCCCUACACGACGCCGACCACCACCACACCGUACACGACGACCCCGACCACCACACCACCGUACACGACGCCGACGACGACCCCGACCACCACAACACCGUACACGACGCCGACGUGCUCUGGCGGUGGUGGCGCCACGGCAACCCCGGGCAUGACUCCGUUCAUGUCAUUUCCCAGCGCGGCCGGCCUCGGAUCGGCGGCGUUGGCUGGCUUUGGGCUGGUUUGGUGUGUCAUCGUCCAGCUAGCGCUGCUGUAGGUGUAGGCACAAGCACAAGGGGCGCGGCGGCCAUGCAUGGCCGACCAGGAUGGAGGCAGCUGAGAUAGGUCAUGGUUGCCUGUAAGCUGCAGCGCACUUUUACUAGCUACCGAUGUGUUUGUUCUUUGUUCCGGCCUUCCGGGGUCGAACUGGGGUAUAUUAUACUGUACUUUGAUUGAUGAAGGAAGCUCGCUGGUGUCUCGGCUCCGCUUUGAAUCGCGGUGCAAGUCACUUUUCUUGGAUGAA